AGGUAAGUAUAAUGUAUGUACAGGUCUGCACCGUAACUUCUAUCCACCGUUACCUCCACUUAUCGUCAUGGAUUAGGAACCCGCAAUCGGCUUUUUUGGCCGUAGAGUGAUUAAAGUUCGAAUGACAAUGGGAUGAGCCGGAAGCGACGUGGCAGUUGCUUCCCUACUUAAGUGUAAGUGACCUGCAUUGUAACUUGAGUCGGGAUUAAAGAUCGAGUGCUUAAUUCCACAAUAAAAUUCAAUAUUGAGACAACACAAAAAUCUUCAUCUCUUCAUCUUUGACCUCAUAUCGGGCACCAAAUCACCAUAUAUCUCAAUAUGGCAGCACAGGCAAGCCCUAAGUUUGAAGGCUGGCUGGGCAAGUCUCCAGAUGCCGUCAAUGGAAAGAUGGAAUGGGGAGAAUAUGAGCCCAAGAAAUGGACCGAGGAUGAUGUGGACAUUGAGAUAUCACACUGCGGUAUUUGCGGUAGUGAUAUACACACGUUGAAGUCCGGCUGGGGCCCGACUCCCUACCCUUGCGUCGUGGGCCACGAGAUCGUCGGCAAGGCGAUACGUGUAGGAGCGAACGUGAAGCAUGUCAAAGUUGGCGAUCGCGUUGGAGUUGGUGCGCAAGCAAGGACUUGCCAGAAGAGCACCUGCCCGGAAUGCUCGAACGGCUUGGAGUCCUAUUGCCGAGAAGGCUUGAUCAACACCUACGGCUCCAUUUACCCGGAUGGAGAAGGCAAAACUUAUGGCGGCUAUGCGGACUAUAACCGUACAAACGGCCAUUGGGUCUUCAAGAUUCCGGAUGGAGUUGAUUCGGCCACCGUCGCUCCGAUGCUCUGUGGUGGCAUCACCAUGUAUUCGCCCCUAAAGCAAAACGGCUGUGGACCAGGCAAGACAGUGGGAAUUGUUGGUGUUGGCGGUUUGGGUCACUUCGGUAUUCUUUUCGCUAAAGCCCUGGGAGCCGACAAGGUCGUCGGUAUCUCGAGAAAGGAAGAAAAAAGGGAUGAUGUACUGAAACUUGGUGCCGAUGAGUACAUUGCUACGGGCGAGGAGAAAGACUGGGCAACGAAGCACCGACGAACCCUGGACAUCAUCAUCAGUACAGUGUCUCAUUCAAAGAUGCCGUUGAGUGACUACCUUUCUCUUCUAAAAGUAAGGGGCAUUUUUAUUCAAGUUGGCGCUCCUGAUGGAGGCGAGCUUCCCCCCAUCAAUGCAUUCCAGUUAAUUUUGGAUGGAAGCAGAAUUGGCGGUAGCGCCACUGGAUCUCCUUGGGAAAUAAGAGAAAUGCUGCAGUUAGCAGCAGAUAAGAAAAUCAAAUCUUGGGUUCAGGAACGACCUCUGAAGGACGCCAACCAGGCAAUCAUCGAUAUGGAGGAGGGUAAGGCCCGUUACCGAUACGUGCUCGUAAAUGAGAACUUUGGCAAACAUUAAAGGAGCAGCUGAUUUUCGGAGGCAUAGAACAUAGAUGCUGGAGAUAUCGAACCAGUUGACUUAGAGUAAAGCGAUUCAUUUCCAAGAAAAUAAAUAAUAUAAUUAUCCC
Molecule: messenger RNA, 1525 nt
Organism: Daldinia decipiens
Lineage: Eukaryota; Fungi; Ascomycota; Sordariomycetes; Xylariales; Hypoxylaceae
Product: NADP-dependent alcohol dehydrogenase C
Exons: 4
Coding region: 319-1416 (365 amino acids)
Biological process (GO): alcohol metabolic process
Molecular function (GO): alcohol dehydrogenase (NADP+) activity; zinc ion binding
Source: RefSeq, a predicted model, not a curated record